Molecule: messenger RNA, 4738 nt
Organism: Aegilops tauschii subsp. strangulata
Lineage: Eukaryota; Viridiplantae; Streptophyta; Magnoliopsida; Poales; Poaceae
Biological process (GO): proteolysis; protein desumoylation
Cellular component (GO): nucleus
Molecular function (GO): deSUMOylase activity
Source: RefSeq, a predicted model, not a curated record
UCAUUUGGAUAAGGCAGAGGGAGUGAGAGGUCGAGCGGCGGCGGAGGGCGUGGCGAUUCCUGGAGGCGAUUCCCCAUUUUCAUGGCGAUUUGGAGCUCAUCCGCCAUAGGAUUUUGACGGCACCCUCUUCGUUCACGUCGGCCACAGCUGUGCUGGUUUAAAUGGGCAAGCUACAGAAAGUUUGCCAUUGGGAUGUUCCUGUAGUAUCAUCUUUAGAUAGUGCUGAUUCUGGAGGUGGAGCAUUUGUGCCUGAUGAUUUUGCAGGAGAUGGUUCUUUGCCUGUGUCUAUGGUAUUUAUUUAUUUUCUGCUUCUUUUUUAUUUUGUCUAUGAUUUUUGCAGAAGAUGGUUCUUUUUCCCUGUGCCUAAUGAUUUUCCUUUUUUCUGCAGGAAUUAUCUGGUGACGAAGGAGGGUUUGACAAAGCUCUUCUGAAGUUCUAUCUUAACCGAGUAUGUUUUAUUUUAUCUAGGACUUUUCAUUCUUGUUUCAUUUUUUUUACAUUUUUUCUGAUGCGUGAUAGUUGUGUUUUUGUUACGUUUUCAGAAAGUAAAAUGCCUCAAGAGGAAAUUAUCAUCUGCUUCAAGGAGGAAUUCGGUUAGUUCCUAUUUUCUUUUUUGUUUUCAGCAGUUUUUACUUUCUGAAAGAAAAAUGGUUGAAGUUCUAUCUUAAUGAAUUUUUUUUGUAGUGUUAGUCCAAUUAUUAGUAACUGCAUUUUUUCAAUGUAUUGCAAUGUUCAUUUUGUACUAAGUAAUAGUAAUCUGAAGCUAUUUUUUGACUGGUUUGAUAUGUGUUUUCACUCAUGUUGUUUUUGCUAUUUUCUAGUGUAAGUCCAAUUAUUUUAGUAGCUGUAUUUUUUGAUGUAUCUGUAAAGUAUUUUCUGUACUUAGUAAUAGUAAUGCGAAGUAAUUAUUUUGAGUGGUUGAUAUGGUGUUUCUCUUUUGUUGUUUUUGUAGAGGCAGAAACGCUCUAGCGAUUACCCUACUUGUGCUACUUUCACUAGAUAUUCUGGGAAGUUCUUCUCUGGUGUUGUUGAUGGUGUUCUAGGUAUCGAGAUGUUGUCCAGACAUAUGGCAUGGGCUGUCUCUUAGAGUUUUUUAGGACCGAGGUGCCCCUUAGGUUAGUGAAGUGGCUCGCCAGUAGGUUUGAUGUCCUUUCAUCUGAAUUCCAGCUCAAAAAGAAAUUUAUCCCAAUGACCAAGUAUGAUAUUCAUGACAUCCUCGACCUUCCAGUAGAUGGUGAGCCACUUGUGUGUGAUGUUGAAUCCGGCCGUGAUUUUAUCCUCUCUCACUUCAACUUGACCAGUAUUCCUCCCGUGUCCGUCUUUGCUAACAAGCUAAAAUCAACCACGGUCGAGUUGCCUGAUGAAGAUGUCUUUAUCUGUUUCAUGAUUGUUGCUUUUUCAUCAUUCCUUUGUCCCAACUCUAGCCUCAGUCCUAGCCCAAAGUACCUUCACAUCUUCCGGGAUUGUCCUUCUGUGCGUAACUAUGAUCUGUCAAAAUUUGUUUAUGAGUGGCUGUUGAGUUGCAUAAAAAAGUUCAAGGAUUCCACUAAAGUUGCUUCCAAAAGAUCAGUGACGUUUGGCGGUUGUCACUACGCUUUUGCUGUUUGUUACCUCGACCAACUUAAUUUUGGUAUUCACUCUGUCUCUGAUGUAAAGCCUCGGAUCCUAGCCUGGAGAGGCAACAAAGUUAAGCAAUUUUCAGAGCUCGAUAGAAACAAUAGCCGUUCUUUUGGUAAGAGGCCUCUAAAGCAGCUGUGUGCUUCAGUUCAUCCGAAGCAGUCUAUCGAGAAAUCUUCAGCAAGCAAGGAUGGUGAUGUUCCCUUUUGCAAUGCCAAACUUUUCGAAAUGAAUGUCCAUAAAUCAUUUGGUGCUCGUUUUGGGUUAGAGGCUGCUCAGGUAGUUAUAGACCUUGUUAAAGCUAGUAACAAAGACAAGCCUAAGCUAUUUGUAGAAUGGUCAGAAUCUCUUGUAAUUGAUGUUCUUGAUUGCAUAGCAAACUCACCUUUGAUUGCGAAUUCUAUUGCUACACCAAAAUUUUCUCCAAGUGAAUUUCAAUCUCUGAGCAACUUCUCUUUUGGUUAGUUUCUUUUCUUAAUGUUUCUCUUUGAUUUUGUCUUUAUUUUCUAUUUUUUAUGUAAUUUUUUUAUUGUAUGAUUUGUUUUGUUUUUUGCUCAUGUUAGUGUUUGUUUCUUUAUCCUUUUGAAAGGCAAAAAGUCUGUUUCUAUUCACUCUUUCAUUGCUGAAAAAACUUUGAAAAUGUUGUCGAAAAGCCGUCUUCUCAAGCCCAGCCCCCAAUCCCCAAUCUGAAUGAAAAUGUUAUUUCGGAUGGGGAUUUCGUCAAUCCAGUAGUAUUAUCUAGCUCAUCUCCAGCUCCUAAGGUGUGUGUUGAGAGUGUGGUGAAUGAAGCUAAUGCUGAAGGUGCAAUUCCAAUGGCUCCUCUAUCUUGUGCAAAAAGUGCUUCUGAUGCUAUAGGUGUAUCCCCUUCAACAAUGCACUGUCCACUUCCUGCUGUAGGUUCUUCUUUGAUGCAAUCAGCCGGUCUUGAUAAGAAGCGUGAGCGCAAGGUUGUUGUCACUGAUUUUCGAAAACCAAGUUUUGCCGAUUUCAGUCGCUCUCUUGGUGUCCAAUCGCAUCCUGAAGAUUCCAUUGAACAACCCAAAGUUAAAGAGGGUAUCUCUUCUGUUGGUGGACUGUCGCCUCUGGUUCCUACUCGUUUGACGCAGCGGUUCCGUAAUGUGGUGAUGACGUUGAGUGCUCUCAGUAUGUUGUUCAAAGAUUCUUGAGUUCGAUUGAUCAUGCGAAUGAUGAGGAUUGCAUUGAAAUGGUGAAGUUGCCUCCGUAUGAAGUUUCAAAGUCAUAUUUCUCCUCAAGCCACAUUAAUGAUCAGAAGGCAGUAGACGAUGUUCAAAUUGUUGGGAGUUCCAGUUUUGUUGAUAGAUGCAAAGACCUUUCAAGAUCUAAUGAUGCUGCUUACAACAAGCUUAACAACUUCAACUUGGUAGAAGCUCAGUCAAUUAGUCGUUUCCCUAAGAAUCAAAAAGCUGCUGCUAGUCCAGAAGUAGAAAUCUUGUCUUUCGGCAAUGCCUCUAGAGAUCUCUCUCCUGCUCAAGUUCCAAAAGCUGAUGGCGCAUCUUUCAUUUUUCCUAGUGGUUCAUCUGGUGGUCAUCAACCUCGCAGGAUGGUUUUACCAGGUAGAUUUAACUCGGAUCCUUAUGUUGCUCAGGGUAACAAGUUUCCUGUUACUGCUAAAGAAAGGCGACACCACCUCGCAAUGGUGCAAAUUGGAAAUCAUGCAAGUUGGUGCAAGUAUGAAGCAAUUCGAUAUGACCGAGCCUACUGUAGCUAUCGUAAUCUUGCAACUUUGAAGUCAAGAGAACAUGUGGAUAAUUUCUUGAUUUUGUGCGUUUGUCGUUAUCUGUUCAAACAAGCUCACCCGUCAGUAUCAAAGAAACAUUUCUUUUUCUCUUAUGUCGGGGAAACCAUCCUGAGAGGCACUGAUGUUGAUAUUGUAGGCAACGCUUUUACUGGUGCUAACAGUGCUUUCCCAAUGUGGAGAAGUGAUCUGUUAUUCUUUCCCAUUGGACAGGAGAACCAUUGGUUUACCUUUGUUGUUUGCUUGAAGGAGAGGGCUUUUGCAUUUCUUGAUUCUCUGUACGGGGCAAAGAAUCAUUUUCAUCUGGGAAUCCGUGACAAAUUGAUUGCAAAUUUCAUAACAAUCUGGGAUCAGUUUGUGACUCCUAUACUGCGUAAGCGCAUCGACUUUGAGAAUUUUGACAUUGUGUAUCCUACUCUUCCUCAGCAAAAUAAUUGGGAUGAUUGUGGUGUUUUUACGAUCAUGUACCUGAAGCACUGGACUCCUAGGACCCCAAUUGGCAAUAUGUUCGGCGCAUCUGAUGUUGACAACAUAAGAAUCAGAUUGGCAAAUGAGUUGUAUUUCAGUGGUUUCAACAGUGUCGACAAGACUUUUGUCACACACUUCUUUGAUGAUGUGAGUUUUUUUUGGUAUGCUUUUCUUUUGAUUUUUGGUUUGAUGUGUUUUAUUCUUUGUUGAAGUAGUUUAAAGUCUGUUUUUUUUGUACAGGCCAAGGCUUAGGUGUUCCUGGAAGAUGCAUUUCCGGCAUUUGAAGGCUUUGCUUAAAACUAGGCAUUUCGAGAGAUUUUUAGAUAGUAGUACUGUUGGCAUUGUUUUUUUUUCAAUAGUGUGAUUAAAUGCGACAAUUUUGUACACUUUGUCCUACAUGUCAUGUAUGGUGUAUUGGACGGCUGUUUUGAUUUUUAAUGUUGUGAAUUAGUGACCUUUUUUACAGAGUAGUAUGAGGAGGAUGGUUUCAUUGUCUCUUUUUUGUUCUAUCUGUUGUUUUUUUGUUCCUUUUAGUGGUUGUUUGAUUUUAUUUUUUAUUUUUUAAUGUAUUAUUAAGCAUGGUUGCUUCAGCGGCAGUUGGACGUUCUUGGGUUAUCAAGGUUAAUUUCCUCCCAACAAAUUCUUUUAUCUUUGUUUUUUCCUUUUUGGGGUGUUUAGUAUAUUCUAAUCAUUUUUUGUCUUUUUGUUUGUUAUUGCAGGGUUGGUUUAAUUCUUUUCUAAAGCCCCCCAAUAAUUAAAUUCAGAUUGUUAAAGUUACAAGUUCAAUUUUUUUCAGGUAAAAGAAUGCUUGCUAGGCUUUUUCAUUUUUUCCUUUGUGUUUAAGUUUGGGCGUGCCUUUUUGUCCUACUAGCUAGUUUCUUUUGUUUUGCAGUGUAA